This is a messenger RNA of Trypanosoma brucei brucei TREU927, 1089 nucleotides long. Its product is annotated as GDP-mannose 4,6 dehydratase, putative. NCBI's taxonomy places the organism in Eukaryota, Euglenozoa, Kinetoplastea, Trypanosomatida, Trypanosomatidae. The transcript has a single exon. Gene Ontology annotation, biological process: GDP-mannose metabolic process. Gene Ontology annotation, molecular function: GDP-mannose 4,6-dehydratase activity. The coding region runs from base 1 to 1089 and encodes 362 amino acids. The record is from RefSeq and is a predicted model, not a curated record.
AUGUCAGCACGUCGACUGGCUCUCAUUACGGGGAUCACUGGGCAAGACGGCUCGUACCUUGCGGAGCUUCUCCUUAAGAAAGGCUAUGACGUGCACGGCAUUGUGCGACGUUCCUCCUCAUUGAAUACCGGCCGUAUCGACCACCUUGUGGGUAACGCGCAUUUGCAUCUGCAUUACGGAGAUAUGACGGACGGUGCGGGGUUACAUCAGAUCGUUUCUAGGGUUAGACCUCAUGAAGUGUACAAUCUUGCAGCACAGUCGCAUGUAAAGAUCUCUUUUGAGACUCCAGUUUACACUGGAGAGACGGAUGCACUGGGUACGGCAAAGAUCCUCGAGGCUAUACGUUCCACCGGCUUAGAGAAAACAUGCAGAUUUUAUCAGGCUAGUAGUAGUGAAUUGUAUGGGAAUGUCCAAGAGGCCCCGCAGACGGAGAGGACCCCAUUUUAUCCACGGAGCCCGUACGCUGUGGCCAAACUGUAUUCACAUUGGAUUACUGUAAACUAUCGUGAGUCGUAUGAUAUGUUUGCCUCUAACGGAAUACUGUUCAACCAUGAGUCCCCACGUCGAGGCGAAGCGUUUGUCACAAAGAAAAUCGUUCGGGCUGCGGUGCGCAUAACGAGGGGUAUGCAAAAGGAGUUGUUUUUGGGUAAUGUAAAUGCGGUGCGGGACUGGGGUCAUGCAAAAGACUACGUACAUGGCAUGUGGCUCAUCCUACAGGCAGAUAAGCCAGAUGAUUGGGUGUUAGCUACUGGCAAGCAGCACAGUGUGAAAGAGUUCUGCAACCUCGCAUUUCAGCGGUUAGGUGUCAACCUGGCGUGGGCGGGUAGCGGGCUAGAUGAGAUAGCAUAUGAUAGAGGCUGCGCGCUGAGGACCCCCAUCGUUCGCAUUGACUCGAGGCUCUUUCGUCCUGCUGAGGUGGAAACGCUUGUCGGCAACCCUGAGAAGGCUGCACGUGAACUGGGUUGGAAAAUUACCUACAGUUUUGAGCAGCUUGUGGAAGAUAUGGUGGAAGCGGAGUUGCGCGAAAUGGACGGCAACAAAGGGUGUGAACGCUUGGCAGGGAAGUGCAUUACCGCCGAAACCAGCUGA